This is a messenger RNA of Argiope bruennichi, 3814 nucleotides long. Its product is annotated as vesicle-associated membrane protein 7-like. Bases 201 to 869 code for a protein of 222 amino acids. The record is from RefSeq and is a predicted model, not a curated record. The transcript is spliced from 6 exons. NCBI's taxonomy places the organism in Eukaryota, Metazoa, Arthropoda, Arachnida, Araneae, Araneidae. Gene Ontology annotation, molecular function: SNARE binding; SNAP receptor activity. Gene Ontology annotation, cellular component: SNARE complex; membrane. Gene Ontology annotation, biological process: exocytosis; vesicle fusion.
GUAUCAUGUCUGACAUAUUUUGACAAUUCCUUGGGUCUCUUGAUAACAUUUAUUAAUUUCUCUCUAUAUAUACUAUAUAUAUAAUUAUAUAUACAUCGCUGCUUACAUUCGUUUACUGGUUUCUUGAUUUUUUUUUCAAUUAUAUAUAUAUAAAAAAAUGCGUAUAUAGUAUAAGGGUAACUUAUUUUUUAUUGUGAACAAUGACUUCUGGAAUUGUAUAUGCUGCUGUUGCAAAAUCUAAUGCUGUUCUUGUAAGCAGUCAAAGAAUGGCUGGUGACUUUGAAACAGAUGUCAAAUCAUUUUUGCCAAAUGUACCAAUUGAGCGCAACACAAAAUCUUGUUUUGUCUCUGGAAUUUUUACUUACCAUAUUCUUGUUGAAGAUUUACUUAUAUAUAUUUGUGCAGCAGAAAGUGAUUUUGGAAAAAAUGUACCCUUUGCAUUUCUGAAGGAAAUUAAAAACAAGUUUACUAGUGGAAGCUUAGCAAUUAGGGCUCUCACAGCAUCUGAACAUGAAUUUGACAGAGAUUUUAGCUAUGUUUUAAAAGAUCAAAUGAUAAAAUUUAGUACUGAUGUUCCUGUUGAUGGCAUUAGUAAAGUUAAAAAACAAGUAGAAGAAGUGAUGGUAGUAAUGACAAAUAAUAUUGAGAAAGUUGUAGAUCGAGGUGAAAGACUUGAAUCCUUAUUAGAUAAAACAAAUGAACUUGAAGUAUCGUCGACUCAGUUCCAUUCGACUGCGAAGAAAGUAAGACGUCACAUGUGUCUUAAGAAUUUCAAAAUGUGGAUUGUAUUGAUUACUAUUGCAGCUAUUAUAGUUACUCUUAUUAUAUUGCUGGCUACCAAUGUUAUACCUAUUCGAAGUAAAGAUUAAUGUUUUAUUCACUUUGCUCAACACAUUGUGCAAUAUGCAUGCUGUUUAAUACUUUGUUAAAAUAUUUUUAAAGUACAAAAGAGUUUCUGUGGGUUACUAGUAUUUUAAAUAGAAUUGAUAUUAUUCCAAGAUUUUGUAAUUUUUUUGAAAGCAUCCACUUUAUGUGAAAUUUGAAGCAUUUUUAUAUGACCUUACUUGCACUUAUAUUCUGAAUUCCAUCUUUACCAAACAAAACCUCUUCAGGGACACAAUUUUUGAUGAAAAAAAUUUGAUUUAAUCUGUUUUAUAUAUUACAUUUAUUUUAUAAUGGCAACAAAUAAAUAUAGUAAAAAAAUUGAAUUCAUUUUUCUGAAUCUUUAUCUAAGAGUAUUUUUGCCAUCUAGAAUAAUUUUUUUGAAAGAAAAUUAAGAAUACAUAUAUGCAUCAGUGACCAUUAAGAGAUUAAUGAUAAAACUUAUUUUUAUAUGUGGCUUUUAAUAUAUUUUAUAUAUAAUUAUCUCUUUUAUAUGUUAUAAAAAUUGACAUUUUAAGGGGGUUUUAUUAUACUUGUCAUAUAAAAUAUCACUUUGUUAAAAAGGAAACUUGACUGUCACAUGACAUUAAUGGUGCUGUUUGCAAAGAAUGUUGAUAAUGUUAAACAAUGCAUAAAUGAAUGCAUUUUUUUUUUCUUCUUAAAUAUCAUGGCUUAGUGGAAAUUUUUUUUGCUAAGAAUGUUUUUUAAAUAAAAUCUUUAAAUUGAUAUUUAUAGCUUUAUAUGAAAUAUUAAUUAUAGUUUUUUUGUGUAUAAUAAAAUUUAAAAGUUUUAAAUUCAUGAAUAUAGAACUGUAACAUUUGAAAUAAUAAAUGUUUUUAGUAUAUUUUAGUUUAGAAAUUAAUAGUAUUAAAAUUGGUGAUUACAUAACUCUGAUAGUGUUAGUUGCAAAGUCUAUUUGAUAAUGCAAAAUUUAAUGCUUUUUUUUUAUUUCAUGAUUUAGUGAAGAAUCUUUUGUUAAAGAAUGUAUUUGUUUUACUUUUCUGAAAUAAAAUCUGUAUAGCUUUAUACAAAUGUUAAUUUUCUAUAUUUUUUGUUUAGAAUGUAGAAGAUUUAAAUUCUUGAAUAUAGAGGUGUAAUGUAUGGAAUUAUAAAUGUUUCUAGUGCGUUCUGGUUUAGAAAUUAGUUAAAUUUAGAAAAGAAUUUACAAAAAAAAAAAAGAAAAAGAUAAUACAUUCUUUUUGUUGAGUAUUGAAUUUUUAGUAUAUUUUUAAUCGUAAAUGGAUGUUUGUUAAAGGUAUAGCUUUCUGUACUUACUUCCUAGUCAUAUUGUCAGUCCAAGCUGUUAGAUUUCAUUUCAUUAAUAAUUCUGAGCAGCUGAUUUUUGUGUUUGAAAAAUAUGAGAAGAAAAAUUUGUAAUGAAAUAUUUUUAUUGGAUUUAUGAUGCAAAAUCUUAAAAUCUUUUAUUCUAAAUUCCUAUUGUUUUAUCAUUUCACAGUAUUAAAACAUUAUUAUCCAAUUAUUUACAUUAUAAUUCAUAAUAUGCGAGUAUGAUGAUAUUUUUUUAUGCUACUAUUUAAGGCUAAGUAUGCUUUUAACCUUUUCAACAAUGUUUUGAAACGUUGUAUCAAUUUAUAAGUAUUUGCUUUAAGAUCUUUCUUUUUUAAUUUUUAUUAACAUAGAUUAUAUGAAAAAAGUUCUGAGAAUUGUCAUUCAUAGUUUAGAGAACAUAUAUAUGAAAAGUGAAUGAUCUUAUUUAUCCAAAUUUAGCAUAUAAAAAAACACCUUAAAAUGAGAGAAUAAUCUUAGCUUCUUUCUACCCUGAAACAAAUUGCAACAAAAUACAAAUAAAGGGGGGGGCGGGAUUAUACUGCAUGCUAUUUUAGCAAAAGAGGACAAGAAUGGUAUUACAAAUAUCAACAAUGCUUAGAUGAAUAAACAAUUGAGGUGGACUAUUCAUAUUUCAUGUUGUUAAUCAAAGAAUGAACAAACUCAUCAAAGAUAAAUGUGUAUAAAUUUUAUAAUCAUCAUUGAAUCUGUAUUUUAUGGGAUAAUUUAUUUUUGAUUUUUCAGUAAUCUAAACAUGUCUGAAUAUUAAUUCUCAAAAUUUCUUUAAAAUUUUCUUAAAUUUUGUAUUGAUAAAAACUUUUGAAUUCCAUAUUACAUUUUUUUAAUAAAAUUAUUACAUUUUUUUUUUUUCUUUUUUCAUUCACCUUAUCUAAAAGGUUAAAUUGUAUACAUAAGAUAUUGUUUCAAAAUUUGUGAUAUAUUUUGAACAUGUAUUUUUACAGAUACAAAAUAAUUGGUAUAACAUAUAUUUUUUGUAAAAUGUUGAAGAUAUAUAUACAUGUAACUUUACUUUCUUAUAAAAAGUUAAAUCUCGUUUCAUUUUCAUAAUAAUUUUGAGAAAAUUUUAUUGUUAUGUGUAUAUGAAACUUUUUGUAUUAAACAUUCCAAACUUUUUAAUAUGAAUCAUAUUAAAGAGGUUUGUAGAUAACAUAUGGUUAGUUAUGAAUAGAUGGUUAAUAAUUUUCAUUUAUGGAGGAAAAAAUCCUCCUUCUGUAUAAGCAAUUUAAUUUUUAAAAAUAAAGUGAUUAAGAAAUUUUGAAUGAUAAUCAAAAAUAAUGAGAAAAUGUGGUACAAUUAUAAUCUCAUGGAAAUAAAAUUGCUUUUGAUUAUAUAAUAUUAUUAAAUAAUUUCUAGUUAAAUAGGGGGGAUGACAAAUUUGAAAACUUCCAGUGUACUCAUUAAGAUAUUUUUUAAGUAUAAAUUAUGAUGUGAUUUGAAAAAAUAUAAGCAUUUUUACUGUUCAUGAAUUCUUAUUUCUGAUACAAAAAUGAUAUUUUUAAUAUCUUUAAAAAUCUUUUUAAAUGUUGGACCAAUUUUCUUAGCCAUAAACUAUCUAUGAUUUUGUUCUGAAGAAGAUGUGAUUACUGUAAUUUUGUUUGUUGCUAAAUGUUAUACAUAUUUUUUA